Messenger RNA from Diuraphis noxia (Russian wheat aphid), 1641 nucleotides. RefSeq names its product neurotrimin-like. NCBI's taxonomy places the organism in Eukaryota, Metazoa, Arthropoda, Insecta, Hemiptera, Aphididae. The record is from RefSeq and is a predicted model, not a curated record. Gene Ontology annotation, cellular component: neuron projection.
CGAUGCUGUGGAUACCGCAUCAGCUGGUCGGCGUGCCGCUGGGCUACAACGUGACACUGGAGUGUUACACCGAGGCGCACCCGACGUCACUGCACUACUGGACCAGAGACAGCGGACAGAUGUUACACGACAGUAACAAGUACAAGGCCGUGUCCAUACAGGGCGUGCCGUCGUAUAAGGUACAAAUGAAGCUGACCAUMGUGGACGUGUCGCACACCGACUACGGAGUGUACAAGUGCGUGGCGAAGAACUCACGUGGCGAGACCGACGGCACGAUUCGGCUGUACACUUCACACCCACCCACUCUGGCACCAGAACUUCAGAGCACGGAGAACCCCUCCCCUUCUGGCAUCCCAGCUUUAGGUCCACAAUGGACGACCGAUGGGAGUAACGAUUUAGAAAACGGUACGUCGAACAACACGAACGGAAAAGGAGGGAAAAAAGACGAUAAUUCCAUUUUGAACGAAAUCACUCGGUCCGGGCAGACGUACAGCAAACCCAACAGGCCAGAUAUCAUCAAGAAUUCGACACCAAGACUGAUUCCGACCGUCACCGUGCUGGUCUUGAUGGCCGUUGUCCAACUGUUGUCCGUGCGACGGCGAAUGAUGUAAAAUAUGGUUUUCACACAUUUUUGAAAAACCAAAAUUAUUAACGUAAAAAAAAAUAACAGAAUAAAAUAAUCCAAACAAAUAUUAUUAUUACAAACAAUAUAAUAAUUAUUAUUAAUAAGCUCAACUUCCUCGUCCACUUCUUCCUCAUCACGUAUUAUUAUUGUUAUUAUAAUUAUAACAUGUAAUAUACACCCUCCAGGCGGACAGCCCCUCCCACCCGUUUCGAACUGUUUACCCAUUGCUAUACGCAUCCAAUCCGAUGGAACAAACAAGAAGACUAACUACCCUUUCACCAUCGUUCYCUGAAAUAAACUUUGCCUCACGAGGAUUGAUGCCACUCAUCACGAUCUGCAGUCUGAAGCAUAGCCCUCGGACACCCAUUAUAGAAGACGAAUGCAGUCAUCCGUCGUGGAAUCAUGGAUCAUGUAUUUUUACAUAAUUAUUACUAUUAUUACAUAUUUAUUAUUAUUAUGAUCACCACAUUAUGAUUAUUAUGGUGGUAUAUAAACCUUGUGUAGGUACGUAUGUCCAUCCGGUAAGAUAAGGUCGUUUGAGCUGACACAGUUGUCACUUAUGUAUUAUAUAUAUAUAUUAUAUACAGAUAUUAUAAUAAAGCGUCUCGCACACAAAGACUAAUGUUGAAAUAAUAUAUGUGGAGAAAAAGAACAAAGAUAGGCAACAAGAGCGUGGAUGAGAGAGAUAUGCAGAAAGGGUGAGAAAGUAUGUGAGAAAUGAUGAAAUUAAGAUAAUAUAUCUGAAAUAGAUGUAUGUACGUUAGUUCAUUUAGAUGAUUUUUGUUGUUUUGUAUAUACGCGUUUAAUUUAACGAGAGGACAYGCUGAGUAAACAAUAAAAAAAAAUUAACAUUUUAAAUGAAUCUGAUAUGUUAUAAUAAUAUGAUUAUAUUUAUCCUUAAAAACGUCGAGGGUUAUAAUUUAUAUUGUUCGUUUUUCUUUAUGUAUUCUACGUAGCAUAAAAGUAUUUUAAAUGUACCUCGAUACAAUUUUCCCAAUAUAAUUAUCUUUAUCAUA